AUGAUUAAGUUGAGUGUGCCUACGCAGGCUGGACACUAUGGGGUUUUGAUCGAAAAUUUCUGCAAGGCUGGUGAAUAUGACAGGGCUGUUAAAUUAUUGGAUAAACUGAUUGAGAAGGAUAUCAUCCUUAGGCCUCAGAGUACUCUGCGCUUGGAGCCUAGCGCGUACAACCCACUAAUCGACUACCUUUGCAAAAACGGCCAGGCUUCAAAGGCCGAAACCCUAAUGCGUCAGCUGAUGAAAUUGGGUGUGCAGGACUCGGCUGCUAUGAACACCCUUGUAAUCGGGCAUUCCCAUGAAGGUUCUCCCGAAUCCGCUUUCGAAUUUCUCAAAAUCAUGCUCAGGAGAAAUAUUAGCAUUGAGAAGACCACAUACGACUCGCUUGUCCACAGCUAUCUUAAAAAGAACGACCGUGCGGAGGCGAAAAUCGUUCUCGACAGCAUGGUGGAAAGCGGGCACCUCCCGGAUUCUUCCCUUUAUCGAUCGGUAAUCGAUAGCUUGUUUGAGGAUGGACGAGUUCAGACAGCAAGCCGUGUGAUGAAGAUGAUGUUAGAAAAAGGAGUCACAGAUCAUCAAGACUUGAUUUUUAAGGUAUUGGAGGCUCUGUUCAUGAGGGGCCACGUAGAGGAAGCCCUCGGCAGAAUCGAGUUGCUUAUGCAGAGUGGGGUUGUACCCGAUUUUGACCGAAUAUUGUCCGUUUUGUGCGAGAAAGGGAAAACUAUUGCUGCUUUGAAGCUUUUGUAUUAUGGCUUGGAGAGGGAAUAUAGUGUACAGGUGUCGACCUAUGAGAAGGUGCUGGAUGCAUUGUUGGCUGCGGGGAAAACUCUUAAUGCAUACUCGAUACUCUGUAAGAAUAUGGAGAAAGGAGGUGUUAGUGAUUGGAGUAGCUGCAAAGAUUUGAUCAAGAGUCUUAAUAAAGAGGGGCAGUUGAAGCAGGCGGAUAUUUUGUCUCGGAUGAUUACAGGGAAGGAUAAUGAUAAGCCGGUUAGAAGCAAGAAAGGUGAUAAGAAGAAAGGUGCCAUGGCUUGCUAG
This is a messenger RNA of Striga hermonthica, 1032 nucleotides long. The record is from the annotation of a GenBank genome assembly. Lineage: Eukaryota; Viridiplantae; Streptophyta; Magnoliopsida; Lamiales; Orobanchaceae.